Messenger RNA from Knipowitschia caucasica, 837 nucleotides. The record is from the annotation of a GenBank genome assembly. NCBI's taxonomy places the organism in Eukaryota, Metazoa, Chordata, Actinopteri, Gobiiformes, Gobiidae.
AUGGAGGGCAUGGACUUGGACCUAGACCAAGAGCUGAUGCAGAAGUUUAGCUGCAUGGGCACGACAGACAAAGACAUACUGAUCUCCGAGUUUCAGAGGCUGCUGGGCUUCCAGCUCAACCCCGCGGGAUGCGCCUUCUUCCUGGACAUGACCAACUGGAACCUACAGGCUGCUAUCGGAGCAUACUAUGACUUUGAAAGUCCUAACAUCAGUGCACCAUGUAUGUCGUUGGUAAAAGAUGUGACCAUUGGUGAGGGUGAAUCCAUUCCUCCGGACACACCCUUCAUUAAAACCUGGAGGAUACAGAACACAGGCCCUGAGUCAUGGCCUCCUGGAGUGUGCCUAAAGUAUGUGGGAGGAGACCAGUUUGGUCAUGUAAAUAUGAUGAUGGUGCGCUCUCUAAAUCCUCAAGAAAUAGUGGACAUCAGUGUCCAGAUGCAGAGCCCUUCGUCUCCAGGCAUGUACCAAGGCCAGUGGAGAAUGUGCACUGCCACAGGACUUUACUUUGGAGACGUCAUUUGGGUGAUAUUGGGUGUAGAAGUCGGCGGUCUUCUCGGGGUCACGCAGCAGCUCUCGUCUUUCCAGGCAGAGUUCAACACUCAGCCACAUCGAAACCUGGAAGAUUACAACCCUUUUGCUUCGCCACAGAAGGGAAAAUGUGUGAAUGGCAACAACAGCAGUCUCCUCGACAACAGAGAGCUCUCACAACCACUGCAAGAUCAGAAUGGACUUUCACACCCCUCGGUGGAUUUAGUAGCAAAUAAUCUGCAAAGCAAUCUAUCGUUAGUCUCUUCAAACCAGGGUUUACAGGAGCCCUUCUCCUCCGGCCAAUCUUAA